Molecule: messenger RNA, 993 nt
Organism: Phoenix dactylifera (date palm)
Lineage: Eukaryota; Viridiplantae; Streptophyta; Magnoliopsida; Arecales; Arecaceae
Source: RefSeq, a predicted model, not a curated record
GGGGUGAACAUAUCAGAAUUUUCUGUUAGCCUUCCCAAUUCUUCUCGCUCUCUCUCUCCCGGGAGCUCGUUCCGAUCAAAGCCAGAAAGAAGGGAUAAAAGAUUGCAGAGGAGAGAGAAGACUUUCGAUCCCAUUUUAUCCACACCUCGCAUUCCUCCAUCGCCGGAAAAUUUAUCCGCCGACGGGGAUAUUUCGGGAACUUUCUUCUCGCUCCUCUCCGUCUCGCGGGUUAGGGUUUCCGCCAUGAGGGGCGAGGACCAGCCUUCGCGGGUUCUCUACGAGCUCUGCUCCCUCCUCCUCUCCGUCCUCCGAUCCCCCCACCUAGCCGGACCGGAGAUGCCUCCGCCGCCGACGCCACUGCCUGCCCGGGCAUCGACAGCUGUGGCGGAGCCCCGGCCAGCGAGGCGGCCUCGGCCGCAGCUGUCGCUGACGGGGCUGGCGUCGCUGCUGCUCGGGGUGUCGCUGGCGAUGAUGUUCUGCGGGUCGGUGACGUUCGCGAUCGGGUUCAUUCUGAUGCCUUGGGUGUUGGGGAUGGUGAUGGUGCUCAGCUUCAUUGGAAUCGUCUCCAAUCUUUCCGGGUUGGGGCGGGCGAUCCUUUGCCUCAGCUUCCCCUCUGCGUCCAGAGUUUCGUCCAACGAGGUGCCAGAGAAUGCUAUUGCUAGCAAGCCUUGGGUGCUCUCUGCAUAUGUGGGUAUCUGAUCUGUUCAUGACCAGCUAAAGGUUUCCAACUGCAGGAUUUUUGGGGUAGCCAAAAUGAUUCAUCUAAUUAGUGGAACUUGCAGGUCUAGUCUCUUUACUCGAUCAACCCCGCAGGCCGAAAUGGGUGAAAUCAAAGGACAUUACUUGCAUGAAUUUGCAUUCUCAAAAGCACUUACCAUCCAUUUAUUUAUCCAAUGUAACAAGUUAUUAACACUGUAAAGUGAUCAAGAUGGUUGCUAUUUCCUAUCAAAGAAAAGUUCUUAUUGCCUAUUUAUUACAAUAAGGUAAAGUCAA